Molecule: messenger RNA, 1945 nt
Organism: Fukomys damarensis (Damara mole-rat)
Lineage: Eukaryota; Metazoa; Chordata; Mammalia; Rodentia; Bathyergidae
Exons: 4
Coding region: 162-824 (220 amino acids)
Source: RefSeq, a predicted model, not a curated record
GAUGAUGACAAUUCUUGGUUCUAUGAGCUUUUAAAAUUUAACCUUUCCCUUCCAGUCCAUACAAUACAAGGAACGAUGCUGCCUCAAGUGUGAUCAUUAUGAGAACCAAAGAAGUUGCCUAAUCCACCUCUUUACCCUUGCCUGGCCCUUGUACUUUUAGCAUGUUCUUUCCUGUUUCUCUGAAGAGGAUUUGCAGUCACUUGGGAAUCCCUUCUGGUCCUGCUUUGCAAACAUUCCUGGAACUCGCAUUCUCCCAAGAGCCUGGAUGUGUGAAUAGGAAUGAGCCGUGGCACCUGUCUCAGAAGAGCUCAUGCAGAAAGAGACAAUUAGAAAUGAGCACCGGCACCGCAGUGCAGCUGGGAGAAUCAGUGAAUCUGAGUAAACACGGACUUGAGUCUGUCUCACCGCCCCUCCAUGCUCCUCCUCUCCUGCUCCCACCGCUGGCUCCGUAUUUACAGGAGCAAAGGAACCCACUGCACCGGCUGCUGAAGUCAUACGAAGAAAGCGGUGGGAGGACAAGCAAGCCCUCGGGCAGUGCCCUCCCUGUGCCUCCCUCCGUUCUGAAAGUUAACUCGUGUUGGAAUCUUGUCACUUGCUCAGGUCGGAUCCUGGAGCUGGAAUGCGCCCUAAAUCACAGGCUCAAGAGAGCGCUAACCCUCAGCUUCACUCUGCAGCUUCCUCGCCCGGGGGCAGGAUUCAGGCUCCUGGUCACAGUCUCGGAGUCACCUUGCAACCAGAUAGACCCAUGUGGCGCUGUGAACCUGCCCACUCCAGGGGGACUUGUCAGGCAGGAAGGGCUGCCUUUGUCAGCUGGCUGCCCCUGAUGUCCAUCCGGAAGUCAUGCACUGAAUUUCCCAGGACAAAAUACCUGGCAUCUGCAACUUAAAAAACAAGAUGUUUGUUCUGGCUCAUGGUUUCAGAGGUUUCAGUCCAUGGUCAGGUGACUCCAAGGCAGAAACAGUACAAGGAAAAGCAUGGAGGACAGUGGCUUGACUCACAGCACCCUGCAAGCAGUGAACAGGGAAAGAGCCUAAAAAGAAGUGAUCGCAACCAAAUAUAGUCCCCAAGGUGACGUCUCCAUGCGUCCACUUCCUAUAACUCAUUGACGAGGUUAAGCCAUUGAUGAGGUGAGUGUCCACAUCAUCCAGUCACCUCAUCUGAAGUUCCUACCUCAUUCAAAUUGACUAUCACAGUAUGCUGUACAUGGGGUUUCCCACACUAGGUCCAGUGCCUGCAGGGACUCCUCCCCAGGAGAACCAGCCGGAGGCUCUUUCUCGUGAUCAUGGGGCAUUUCCAGCCAUGUUAGCCUGAGGAAGAACCCAAGAAUUCAAUCACAGUAAAGGAGUAAAAUAUUUAAUGUUAUUUUAAGCAUUGAUUAUUUUAACAAAUUUCUUUUUCAGAAUUAGAAUAAAAUGCUUUUGAGUAAAAUUUGAAUGUCACUGGCUAGGUAACUUAUAAAGGAUGCAUCAUCCUUGUCCUGCUCACAGUUCUGGAGACCAGGCAUUUCAACAUGGGGAGCACAUCUAAUAAGGGUCUCCUGGCUGAUGGGGGCUCUACACUGUGCUGAGGCAUCACAGGGCAUCGCAUGGUGAGAGGGGCCCCUACAAAGACAGGGUCUAAAUGGCCUUUAUAACAGACCUGUUCUCCUAAUAACCCAUUAACUUAUUAGCACAUUGACUCAUUAAUCUAUUAACCCAUCAGUAGAUUAAUCUAUUCACAGAGGCAGACCUAAUCACUUCUAAAGGUCCUACCUGGUCCCACCUCAUAAUACCUCACAGUAGGGAUUAAGUUUUGGUGGAGACAUUUACACCUAAGCAGGUAUAGUUGCAACCACCACAGACUUCAAACGGGUGGCCAUCCACACUGGAAUAAAAUCACAUAACUAUGCAAAGUGCACCCUUCCUCCAAUCAGCAUCUUUAUUCAUGUAUUCACUCCUUCUUCUUC